GCAAUGAUGGCCGGCUGUGCAGCAGAGGAGAAAACCUUCCGACGGUUCCUGGAGCUCUUUCUCCGGGAGAUGAGCCCUCCUCUGCAGGACAGCGACCCGCUGCCCUCUCGCCCCUUGACGGACCUGGUGUGCGAGGACGAGGUGGAGGGGGAAUGCCUCGAUCUGUGUCUGCAGCACCUCUACAAAUAUAACUGCCCGUGCUCGCUGGCGGCGGCCUUGGCCCGGGCGACGUCGGACAGCAUCCUCCAGAGUGACCUCACCAUUCACCACCUCAUAAAGAGCGUGGAAGACGGAGUCGGCCCUUUACCGCAGAUCGAGGCGGUCAAGCUGGCGCGGCUCAUCUUCAACCGGCUCUUCGAGACGUGCGGCGCGUGGACCAAGGAGCUGCCGUACCGCCGCCGCCCGCAGCCCUACUACGAAACGUCCAUCCACGCCAUCAAGAACAUGAGGCGCAAGAUGGAGGACCGGCACAUCAUCAUCCCCGACUUCAACACGCUCUUCAACAUUCAGGAUCAGGAAGAACAGGCAUUCUUUGCCGUGUUCGACGGACACGGCGGCGUGGAUGCCGCCAUUUACGCCGCCAACCAUCUCCACGUCAACCUGGCGCGCCAGGACUCUCUAAGCCAGGACCCGGGCGAAGCCCUCCGCCGGGCCUUCAAAAUCACGGACGAGCACUUUGUCAAGAAAGCCUCACGGGAGAACCUGCGCUGCGGCACGACGGGCGUGGUGACGUUCCUCCGCGGUCGGACGUUGCACGUGGCCUGGCUGGGAGACUCUCAGGUCAUUCUGGUCCGCCGCGGAGAAGUAGUGGAGCUGAUGAAACCGCAUAAACCAGACAGAGAGGACGAGAAGCAAAGGAUCGAAGCUCUGGGAGGUUGCGUGAUCUGGUUCGGGACCUGGAGGGUUAACGGCAGUCUGUCGGUAUCCAGAGCCAUAGGCGACUCGGAGCACAAACCGUACAUCUGCGGGGACGCCGACCACGCCGCCUUUCCGCUGGACGGCUCGGAGGACUACCUGCUCCUGGCCUGCGACGGUUUCUGGGACACCGUGAGUCCGGACGAGGCGGUCCGCGUGGUGAGUGACCACCUCCAGGAGAAUGCCGGCGACACCGCCAUGGUAGCCCACAAGCUGGUGGCCUCGGCCCGCGACGCCGGCUCCAGCGACAACAUCACAGUCAUCGCCGUCUUCCUGCGGGACCCGCGCACCCCGCCGGCGACCGCCAGCGUCGAAGAGGACGAGGACGAGGGCGCCGCAGAGGCUGAGGUGGAAGAGGAGCCCGUGGCGGAGGCGGAGGAGGAACCGGAAGAGGAGGAAGAGGAAGUCGAGGAGUCGGCCAGGGCGGAGCGAGGCGGCGAGGGGGGCAGCGCGGCGGACAACGGGGGGAAAAGCCGCGGCGGGUGGCCGCUGCAGCAGUGCUCGGCCCCUGCUGACCUCGCCUACGAAGACCGGACGGACUCCUUCACAGACAGAACCAGCCUCAGCCUAGUGGGGCCCGCGCCGGGGGGCCGCAUCCCUUUCCUCCGGGGCUCCCACUUCUUGGAGAAACACCCGCCGAGACGCAGGUCCCGCCGCACUUUCACAGACCCACCGGGGCCCCAGACCGCCUCGCCGUUCGGCCGGGUCCCCAGGCAAAGCCGCAGGUUCGGCGGCCUCAGGUUGCGCCAUAGAAUCGUCGAGCCGCUGGAUUCCGCGCCCCCCUACGCCAUCUGGAGGCCCCCCGCGGGCGCGCCCCGUCUGCCCCGCGACGCCGCCAUCUAAUCCAGGCAGCUGCCCAAAACACGGAACCGCCUCUCUCCAGAUAAUCCUCCUCCUAUCCGACACAAUUUUUUUUUUUUAUUUCUCUUUUUUUGGGAUAGUUUAGAUAGUUGUGGCUCCUGCGUUCGUAAACGUGACAAUUGACUGGUCCUGUCUGUCCAGGAAAAAAAAAAAAUUAAAAAAAAAAAAAAAAAAAAAGCAAAUAUUAAUGUCAUCCAAGCCUACCAAACACAAGCUUCGCUUCAAAAUAUACCGCGUCAUCGUGACGCUGCGACGUAUUCACGCGGACGGUUUUGCGCACUCGAUGGGACGGAUUGUUCGGUUCGGAUAUUAACGAUCAACGGCAUUGAUAUCUUGAUUGGGAUCGGGAGUCUCUCUCUGAAUGUUCUGGACUCCUGUUUUCACGCCACUGUCGUCAUUCGGCCGCAGGAAUUGUGUAGCCCCCAAAAGCUAACGGCAUCUCGUUGUUCUUAGCAAACGAACCGAGACCAGAUCAACAGCGCCUCUGGUGGUUACCGCCAACCAGUGCACCCCUUUUUUGUCUCGGUUGCUCAAAGGCGAUCAUUUCACUAUUAAUCGAUCACUUAACCGCCGCCAUUUCGUAGGUUGACUAUCGCUCGCCGAUGCCUGCAAAAACGUGGAAUGAAUUUUUGCUGCUGCCACAACACCAAAAAGUGUAAUCUUGUUGUACUGGAAUUUUCAAAUUGGUCCCCCCAAAAAAACAUUUUUCAGCUUUAUAGUUUUUACAUUUUCAUGGAAGUCAGCAAUUUUUCACCCACAAAAAAAAAAAAAAAAAAAGUUUCACGUUGUAUCAUUUUCUUCAUACAUUUAAAAAAAUAUUUUUUCAGGUAAAUGGAUUUUGUUUUACGGCGAUUCCUCAAAUUUGUUGCUAAAUGAAACUGGAUUAACAUUGGGGGGGUAAAAGCAAACCAAUUUGGCUGUGCUUUUCUUUGGCUCGGAGGAAAAUUCCUUUCAGCUUUUUGGCACCGACGCCGCUGACCCGUCUCUCGUUCUGCCGUUGACCCGGCCCAUUAUCCAUCCGCGGCUUGUUGUACGACGAGAGCACUUAUACGGCGGAUUAUGGAAGAUUAGUCGUCACUUACCUGGUCAAAUGCGGUGUCGUGCUUUUCCACGGUGCGGAUUUAGCCCCUGCGCUGCGUUAAUGGACUUUUGCGAGAGGACAAAAGGUGAACGUUUGGCUACGCGUUCCGCAGAUGUCGGCGGACGUAAUUAUUAGCGGCGGAACACGGCGUGGACACUUUGAAAGCUACAGACCAUGUGCCUUGUGUCAAAGCCUUCUUCCCCAAGAACUUACUCAUCAAUCAUCGUCAAGACUGGAUCGUUAUCCGAUCACAUUUGUGCCACUUUUCCAAAGAAACGUCUUAAGCUAACAACGACUGGAAACCGACGAGCCAGCUAGCUAGCUAGAUAGAUAGCAAUUCAAAUUUUAACAAAGUGGUCCAAGCUCAUAUUUGGCGUUUCCCGUGAUACCGGGAGAAGUUGUCUUAAAAAUAGCUAAAUAACUGGAAAGUUACUCGCUAGCAAGCCGAGAGAGACAAAUCUAAAUAUCAACAUCAAAGUGGUCCAAGCUAUUUUUUGCGCUCUAGUUUUCCGGUCCUCAUGCUAAACUGUUUGCUUACAUAUACACAUAAUAAUAAGCUCUCCAUCAUCUCAUCUUUUAACAUUAUUUGCACUUUUUUGUCCCUAACCAUCCCAAGCUCGCUAUCGCAACAUGUUUGUUUGUCUGCGAAUAAAGCUACAGUAUUAAUAUUUCCGCUGCGAUGCUAAAAUAGAGCUAACGUCAUAGUUGCAUGAUCCGUGGGGGUCGGUCCACUUCACUGCAGAAAUACACGCCAAGGUAAUCGUCCUAAUAAUGAUAUAGCGACACUUUAUGGAUGGCUGUUGAACGAGAGCCUUAUGCUAAAUAACCGCUCGCUUACAACAGCAUUUAUUCAAUAAUGAUUUAGUAUCACUCGUAUGAUUUCACACAAAGGCGACCCGCAGUUGGGGAAUGUAUACGAUUGAACUCUUGGCGUAAUCUGCGACGUUGACCAAUGAAUUUUCUGCCUUUGGCGGCAGCAUCACAAACCUUUAAAAGCUGUCGUUUCUCCCGAUAUCAUGCCAGGCGGGACGAAGUUUACCCUGCAGUUUUACGCAAAAAUUAUCCCCCCCCCACGUCACCGUUCUUUAGAAAUUGCAUCGAUACGGAAAUGGGGAAAAGUGUUUUCCGUUGUCAGAAGCCUGAAAUUAGAAAAAUUUUCUUAUUUUCUUUUUUUUUUGUCCCUUAAACUCCUGUUUUCUCCGGGCAAUUUUCUGCCUUAAGGGGGGAAGGAACAGGUUUGGGGCUAAGCCGUAUCGGGAGUUUUGAAAGCAAUUAUUCCCGACAAGAUCUUCGAGCCGCUUGCUGUCUGUCUGUGCGAAAACAGCAAUUUUUUUUUUUUUUUUUUUUUGCUUUGCCGGCCUACGGUGGACAAUUGUAUUUUGUGGGCUCUCCGUGUGAUGCUGAACGACGGCGUGAGCGUCACGUGUCCGUCGAAAGACUCUGACCGCCCCCCCCCCCUCCCCCCGCUGCUCCAUCCAGUACGGGCGGCCACGAAUAAUCGGCCGAUCAUUGUGACGAACGUACCAUACCUCCAGCUUUAUUUUAUCCGCCUUAAAUCACAUCUUGCCAAUCCGAAUAUAUACAGUAGGACUCGCAGAAAGUUUGGACAUUUGCGCCUUUCUGUGACUCUUUCGGUCUCUGUCGUAACCUGUCGAUGACGUCAUAAGCACCUGUAGGCCUGAGCUGGGGCGGGGUGGAGGUAAGCGGCAGCCAAACAGACCAAAAUGCAAACGACACGGACGUGCAAAGUAUCUUGAGGUGACGGCAGAGGGACUCGCAGAAAGGCUCAAUAUCUCCCAACUUUUUGUGUAUAGUGUACACCGGUAGUGGGUAGACUUUUAUUUUGAGAGCACACAGUAUCUCGCAAUAAUGAUGCUUUUUUUUUUUUUUCAAUUCUAAUAAUCCUCCGUCAAUCGAUCGGUAAGGAUGUUUUCAUAUUAACUGAUACGCGACACCGCUUAACUACCGUCAUGUCGACAUCCGCCACUGCUGUGCUGUUUUGAAAAAGUACAUAGAAAUUAAAAUUGAUUGUCGCUGUACAAGCAAUAAAUAAAUCCAAGUUGGCCCCUGUGCGACGCACCGUCGAACUAAAACUUACCUAAAAUACUUUUCAACUUUGUCCUUGCUCGCAUUUUCCAUGAAAUAUGGUAAAAUUUCGUGUGCCCCAACAAAUGGCUUUUACCUGUCAAAAAAUACUUUUGAAAAAUGUGAAAAAGGCUCAGUUUGUGAGCGCC
This is a messenger RNA of Syngnathoides biaculeatus (alligator pipefish), 5091 nucleotides long. RefSeq names its product protein phosphatase 1E-like. Gene Ontology annotation, biological process: protein dephosphorylation; negative regulation of protein kinase activity. The transcript is spliced from 7 exons. The record is from RefSeq and is a predicted model, not a curated record. Bases 4 to 1758 code for a protein of 584 amino acids. Lineage: Eukaryota; Metazoa; Chordata; Actinopteri; Syngnathiformes; Syngnathidae. Gene Ontology annotation, molecular function: cation binding; protein serine/threonine phosphatase activity.